ACAGCCAUUGGAUAACACACGCACGGCUCCCAUCACCCACCUCACUCUGCCCACCAAUGGCGACGGGUGGCUGAGAAAAACGGAGUCCAAGCUCCCCGAACCUCCCCCCAUGGCUCCUCUCGCCUCCCCUCCUCUCCCAUACCGCGCCCCUGCCUUCCUCGCCGCCCCCGCCAUCCGCAGCGGGCGGCCUCCACGCCUGCUCAGCCCGUCGCGGUCCGCGUCCCCACUCCUCUCCUCCGGCUGCGCAGGCUGCUUCCCCCGCGCCCCUCGCGCGCCCUGUACCGCCGCCCGCGAACGCCGCCGCGACGCCGUGCGGACAUUCUCCCAAACUGAUGCUGCUGGACAAGCACCUUUAUCAAAGACUCUGUCAGACCUCAAGGAUUCCUGCUGGAGAUUUCUGAGGCCACACACAAUUCGAGGAACUGCUUUGGGAUCCAUAGCUUUGGUUGCUAGAGCCUUGAUAGAGAAUUCCCACCUGAUAAAUUGGUGGUUGUUAUUCAAAGCAUUCUAUGGACUUGUAGCGUUAAUCUGUGGCAAUGGUUACAUAGUUGGGAUCAAUCAGAUCUACGAUGUUGCUAUUGACAAGGUAAAUAAGCCAUAUCUACCCAUUGCUGCUGGUGAUCUCUCAGUUGAGUCAGCAUGGUUGCUGGUGACAUUAUUCGCAAUUGCAGGCUUUUCAAUUGUAGUGUUAAACUUUGGAUCUUUCAUUACCUCUCUAUACUGCCUUGGCCUAUUUCUUGGCACUAUAUAUUCCGUUCCUCCAUUCAGACUGAAGAAAUAUCCGGUUGCUGCUUUUCUUAUCAUCGCAAUGGUUCGGGGUUUUCUUCUCAACUUUGGUGUGUACUAUGCUACUAGGGCUGCACUAGGUCUUACAUUCCAAUGGAGCUCUCCUGUUGCUUUCAUUACAUGCUUCGUGACACUAUUUGCUUUGGUCAUUGCUAUAACCAAAGAUCUCCCUGAUGUUGAAGGGGAUCGCAAGUAUCAGAUAUCAACUUUGGCAACAAAACUUGGUGUCAGAAAUAUUGCCUUCCUUGGCUCUGGUCUAUUGGUAGCAAAUUACAUUGCUGCUAUUGCUGUAGCUUUUCUCAUGCCUCAGGCGUUCAGGCACUCUGUCAUGGUCCCUGUGCAUGUUGUCCUUGCAGCUGGUUUAAUUUUCCAGACAUGGGUUCUGGAGCAAGCUAAGUACACUAAGGAUGCUAUUUCGCAGUACUAUCGGUUCGUUUGGAAUCUCUUCUAUGCUGAAUAUAUCUUCUUCCCAUUAAUAUAGAGCCUAGAGAUCUGGUAGUUCAGAGUGGGCUACAGCCUAAUGAUGGGAGCAAAUCAAAAAGGGUGGAGUCGAUAAAGUGCAGGGGCUAUCAAGGAUCCUGGAGUUGUAGGAGCUUCGGAAGCUUUUGUCAUGCUGAGGGUGAGGGCUUUGUUGGAACUGCGGUAGCUGUCUUUGGCACAAAUUCAGCAGUGCCCCGUUCUGUAGGGUCUUGUCUGGGAGGGCUUGAGCUCAGGUCUGACGUCGAUGGAAACUCAAGUUCUGGCCCCAAACAGGUGGUGGUGCUGGUGCAACGGCCAAGCCAAGCUCGUAGCUUGUCACUCGAGGUUAAGCUAAUACGCGAGACAUAUUGACGGCGUGCCCUCGCAGUGAGUCACGAAUACAGACCACGGACUACUAACUCUAAGCAUCCCUUUGGCUUAUACUGCAUAUAUAUUCCUUGAGCUUCAGCUGUACCUGUUGUAUAGUCGGAACCACUGUCUUUUCCACCGUUCUGGAAGGACUGAAACUUUCUCCA
Messenger RNA from Panicum virgatum (switchgrass), 1781 nucleotides. Its product is annotated as probable homogentisate phytyltransferase 2, chloroplastic. NCBI's taxonomy places the organism in Eukaryota, Viridiplantae, Streptophyta, Magnoliopsida, Poales, Poaceae. Gene Ontology annotation, cellular component: membrane. The transcript is spliced from 11 exons. The coding region runs from base 110 to 1267 and encodes 385 amino acids. The record is from RefSeq and is a predicted model, not a curated record. Gene Ontology annotation, molecular function: prenyltransferase activity.